Messenger RNA from Sturnus vulgaris (Common starling), 610 nucleotides. The record is from RefSeq and is a predicted model, not a curated record. Lineage: Eukaryota; Metazoa; Chordata; Aves; Passeriformes; Sturnidae.
ACCCUCCUGAUGCUCCUGCCCCCAGGUACUACCCCAGCCACCAAGAUGUCCAGCAAACGUGCCAAAGCCAAGACCACCAAGAAGCGCCCCCAGCGCGCCACCUCCAAUGUCUUCGCCAUGUUCGACCAGUCGCAGAUCCAGGAGUUCAAGGAGGCCUUCAACAUGAUCGACCAGAACCGUGAUGGCUUCAUUGACAAGGAGGAUCUGCACGACAUGCUGGCUUCCCUCGGGAAGAACCCCACUGACGAGUACCUGGAGGGGAUGAUGAGCGAGGCACCGGGGCCCAUCAACUUCACCAUGUUCCUCACCAUGUUCGGGGAGAAGCUGAAUGGCACCGACCCCGAGGACGUGAUCCGCAACGCCUUCGCCUGCUUUGACGAGGAGGCCUCAGGCUUCAUCCACGAGGACCACCUGCGUGAGCUGCUGACCACCAUGGGGGACAGGUUCACCGACGAGGAGGUGGAUGAGAUGUACCGGGAGGCGCCCAUCGACAAAAAGGGCAACUUCAACUACGUGGAGUUCACUCGCAUCCUGAAACACGGGGCCAAGGACAAGGACGAUUAGAGCCCAGGGCCAUUCACCCCUUCUGCCUCAUCCUCUUCACCCCUUC